Molecule: messenger RNA, 794 nt
Organism: Peromyscus leucopus (white-footed mouse)
Lineage: Eukaryota; Metazoa; Chordata; Mammalia; Rodentia; Cricetidae
Product: UDP-N-acetylglucosamine transferase subunit ALG14 homolog
Exons: 3
Coding region: 1-624 (207 amino acids)
Biological process (GO): dolichol-linked oligosaccharide biosynthetic process
Cellular component (GO): UDP-N-acetylglucosamine transferase complex
Source: RefSeq, a predicted model, not a curated record
AUGGACAUGGACACAAGAGCAGCAAGUACUCCUGACCACUCAGCUGCCUCUCCGAUGUCCCCUCCCCACGCUGUUUCUUCCUCUGAGGCCGCCUUGUAUUUGUUUCCAGGUGGUCACACCACGGAGAUCUUGAGGCUGGUUGGAAGCUUGUCCCGUGCUUACUCACCUAGGCAUUAUGUCAUUGCUGAGUCUGACGAGAUGAGUGCCAGCAAAAUCCAUGCUUUGGAACGUUCUCGAGCCGAGAGAGACUCUCCUACCAAGUGUCCCCAAUACCACCUUCACCGAAUUCCGAGAAGCCGGGAGGUUCGGCAGUCCUGGCUCUCCUCCGUGUUCACCACCUUGAACUCCAUGUGGUUUUCCUUUCCGCUGGUUCACCGAAUAAAGCCAGAUUUGGUGCUAUGUAAUGGACCAGGAACAUGUGUACCUAUCUGUGUGUCUGCCCUGCUCCUUGGGAUUCUUGGAAUCAAGAAAGUGAUCAUUGUCUACGUCGAGAGCAUCUGCCGUGUGGAAACUUUAUCCCUGUCUGGGAAGAUUCUUUGGCACCUCUCUGAUUUCUUCAUUGUUCAGUGGCCAGCUCUUAAGGAGAAAUACCCCAAAUCUAUAUACCUUGGACGAAUUGUUUGACAAAUGGUAACUUAAGAGUCUUGAGAAUUUUCUAAUCACCAAUAAUAUUUACUAUAAUAGCUAUCUUUAUUGUAAAGUUUUCCAAAAGCCCAAAGAAUUACCAGUGAUGAAGAAUUUAAAGUGUGAAAUAACUCAGUGAGGAAAGACAGACAGUAGGCACAGAGUACCAU